This is a messenger RNA of Camelina sativa (false flax), 804 nucleotides long. NCBI's taxonomy places the organism in Eukaryota, Viridiplantae, Streptophyta, Magnoliopsida, Brassicales, Brassicaceae. The record is from RefSeq and is a predicted model, not a curated record.
AUGAAAGAACUGGUUCAAGGCUCUACGUCUCCUCCUGUUGCUACGACUAUAUUCUUUGGUGCAAACGAUGCAGCUCUUAAAGGAAGAACCAGUGAUAGGCAACAUGUGCCGGUGGAAGAGUACAAAGAUAAUGUCAGAAGAAUUGUUCAGCAUUUGAAGAAAUGUUCACCUACAAUGUUGAUUGUGCUUAUAACUCCACCACCAAUUGAUGAAGCUGGGCGGCAAAGUUAUGCAGAAUCAUUAUAUGGUGAGAAAGCUAUGAAAGAGCCUGAGAGGACGAAUGAAACAACGGGAAUCUACGCACAACAUUGUGUCUCAUUAGCCGAGGAACUCGGUCUGCGAUGUGUCAACUUAUGGUCUAAGAUGCAAGAAACCAAUGAUUGGCAGAAAAAGUACCUAAGUGAUGGUUUGCAUCUCACGCCUGAAGGCAAUGGAGUAGUUUUUGAGGAAGUCUCGAGAGUUUUUAGAGAAGCUUGGCUCUCUCCUGAAGAAAUGCCGCUUGAUUUCCCUCAUCAUUCGCAGAUCGAUGGUGAGAACCCGUCGAAAGCUUUCGAAGAGCGUUGCUUAUAAGAUAAAUCGAUCAUCCGCCAAAUGCAUGAACAUGUUGAUCUUUUGAUUUAAAUUCAUGAACACAUUUCAAUCUUGAGAUUUGGAAAACUCUCGAUGUGAAUAAAUACCUAAAAACUGCAUCACUAGAGAUCUUUUUCAAGAGUAAUAAACUUAUGAUGUACUUACUAUGUGUUGUGACCUAUGUGCCUGCACUAGCUUUUCUAUCUUUCAAUUUAAUCGUACGAUAUAUUCCAA